Ogataea angusta is the source of this 522-nucleotide messenger RNA. RefSeq lists its product as uncharacterized. Gene Ontology annotation, molecular function: heme binding. Bases 1 to 522 code for a protein of 173 amino acids. The record is from RefSeq and is a predicted model, not a curated record. Lineage: Eukaryota; Fungi; Ascomycota; Pichiomycetes; Pichiales; Pichiaceae. The transcript has a single exon.
AUGACGCCAUUGCCAGCGAAAGCUGAGAUGAGUGCCAGAGAGAAACUAGAACAGCUGAAGAAGCAGCGAGCGGAAAACCUAACUAGACUUGCUGCCCCUCAGAGAAGCUAUCUGAGCCCUAACGGUCCUGUGACACCUAAUGUAGUGCCCACGGUUUCGCCAAUGGAUAGUAUAAUGACUACCAACGCGCGUCGAAAAAUUAGAUUGAAGCCAGGGCAUUCACCACUAGACUGGGAGACAAAAAAGAAGACAUCGAACAUGAAAGGCUCCAUUGAUCCUAGAGAUUUUCCAUUGCGAGUGACAAAGGAGGAGCUGAACAAACAUAAUAAAGAGAAUGAUUUUUGGAUUUGUCUAAAUCAUAAGAUAUACAAUUUAUCACCCUAUCUUGAUUACCAUCCGGGGGGUGUUGAGAUCUUGAUGAAGUGUGCCGGAAAAGACGGGACGUUUUUGUUUAACAAAUACCAUAAAUGGGUGAAUUAUGAAAGGAUCCUAGAUGCAUGUUUUAUAGGUUUUCUGGUCUGA